This is a messenger RNA of Penicillium soppii, 1830 nucleotides long. Its product is annotated as multicopper oxidase. Gene Ontology annotation, molecular function: ferroxidase activity; copper ion binding. The record is from RefSeq and is a predicted model, not a curated record. The transcript has a single exon. Lineage: Eukaryota; Fungi; Ascomycota; Eurotiomycetes; Eurotiales; Aspergillaceae. Bases 1 to 1830 code for a protein of 609 amino acids. Gene Ontology annotation, biological process: reductive iron assimilation; cellular response to iron ion starvation. Gene Ontology annotation, cellular component: high-affinity iron permease complex.
AUGACUAUUCUUCAUGGAAUAUUGGUCCGCAUUACAGUGUUUCUAUUGUUUGCGCAGUACUGUCAAGCAAAAACAGUGAAUCUGGAUUUCAAUGUCACUUGGGUCACUGCGAAUCCUGACGGUCUCCAUGAGCGCAAGGUGGUGGGUGUGAAUGGCCAAUGGCCUCUACCUGUUAUCGAGGUUGACAAGGGGGAUCGUCUGAUUGUGAAUAUGUAUAAUGGUCUUGGGGAUAAGGACACUUCUAUUCAUUGGCACGGCAUGUUUCAAAACGGUACCAACAACAUGGAUGGUCCAUCAAUGGUUACCCAAUGUCCGGUGGCCCCCGGCGACUCAAUUACCUACAACUUCACAAUCCCUCAAAAUGGCACUUACUGGUAUCACUGCCAUACCGACGCCUGCUACCCGGACGGCUAUCGACAGGCUUUGAUUGUACACGAUGAUCAGUCAUAUUUCAACGAUAUGUAUGAGCAUGAGCUCACCGUUACAAUGAGUGACUGGUAUCAUGAGCUUGUCGAGGACAUUCCGUUUAUUCGUGUGGAAAACCCGACAGGAGCUGAGCCAGUUCCGGAUUCCUUCCUUUUCAACGAUACUUUGAACACCAACAUUCCCGUCGAAGCUGGAAAAACCUACUUGAUGCGAUUGAUCAACAUUGGUGCUUUUGUGGCGCAAUACUUCUAUAUCGAAGAUCACAGCUUUCGUAUUGUUGAAAUCGACGGAGUAUAUGUUGACGAGCAAGAAGCUGAUAUCCUUUAUAUCGCCGUUGCGCAACGCUACUCUAUCUUGGUCACUAUGAAGAAUUCUACAGAAAAAAACUACCCAAUCGUUACCGUUGCCGAUUCAGUCUUGUUAGACGUGAUCUCGCCUUCUCUACAACUCAAUCAAACCAAUUGGCUCGAGUAUAAUAGCAGUGCGGCGCAUCCACAAGCCAUAAUGAAGGUAGAAGUUGCCUCCGAUCUUGUACCAUACGAUGACAUGAAGCUCAUUCCUCAUGAUCGGAUGGCGCUCCUCCCAGAGCCCGAUAUGACCAUCGAGGUUAACGUCAUUAUGGCCAAUCUGAACAACGGCGCUGGAUAUGCAUUUUUCAACAAUAUUUCCUACACGAGGCCCAAGGUUCCGACAUUAUACUCAGUCCUUACUUCUGGGGAUUUGGCGACGAACGAAGUGAUUUACGGAGAAUACACGAACCCGUUCAUUCUCGAGCACAACGCGGUCAUCGAGGUCAUUCUCAACAAUCAAGACGGUGGCUCACAUCCAUUCCACCUGCACGGCCACAAUUUUCAACUUAUUAGCCGUACCCCAUCAUAUGGCGCUUCUUUCUAUGAUUUCGCCGACGGUGAACCGGUCGCCUACAAUGCUACCGAGAACCCCUCGAGUAGCUUUCCGACCUUCCCUGCUCGCCGGGAUACCUUCGUCGCACCGCCCCAGGGCAGCUUUGUUAUUCGCUUCCGAGCUGAUAACCCUGGUGUGUGGCUGUUUCAUUGUCACAUCGACUGGCACAUGUCGCAGGGCUUGGCGAUGUCAUUCAUUGAAGCCCCCAGGCAGAUCCAAGAGCAAAUGUCGCUCACAGACAACGAGAUCAAUGUUUGCAAGGCUGCCAAUAUUUCCUACGAGGGGAACGCCGCCGCUAACACGGAAGACCUAUUCGACCUUGCCGGUCAGAACAAGCAGCUUCCGUGGCUCCCUGCCGGGUUUACAGCGAAGGGAAUUGUCGCCAUGGUUUUCUCUUGUGUCUCCGCUUUUCUGGGAAUGGCGUUCAUCACCGUCUACGGCAUCUCAGACAUCAAAACUAAGGACGAGACUGCUGUGACUACCCAGCGCGAUGAUCUGUAA